UUGUAUGCUGCAGCCGACGGGCGCUGCUGAGUCCGCUGCCUGGGCUGGAAUGAGGAAUCCCGAGCUGGCUGUUGCAGCUCCGCCUGUCGUGGGCGAUGGUUUAUUUUGGAAGUCCCACCUUUUUGGGAUUUGCAACGACGGUCGGAUGCGAUGAUUGGCUGAAGCGUCCACAAAGAGGCGGGACACGAGUGCAAAAGCGGACUCCCUCCUACAAAGUCACGUGUUUCCAAACCCCAGGAAGUAGCUCGUUGUAGAUAGAUGUUGAUAUAUCUGAUGAACUCUAAAUAGAGCCAAUCACAGGGCCUGGUGAUUUGAUGUGGUCUACAUGGUUAGUGUAAGUCAAGGAGGUACUGUAUUAUGUCGUAUUGGUACAGCAAUAGGUUUGGUUGACUAGAUGAGUGUUGAAAGUAAGCAUAUAGUGAAUCUAUAUAUACAAACAGGUAUGUAAUACACACCGGGAUGGAUUAUCAAGGGCCACAAGGUGAUGAUGUUGUGUCCUGAAAUGAGCCGAUGGGUCAAAAUCUAGUUUCAAGACCUUUUAUUAAAGGCCCUCCCAAAUAAGUUUAUCAGGUCAAGAAAAUAAUAACCAUAAUAGUACUUUAAAAUACAUAUCUAUCCAUUAGUAUGUUAUUAAAACAUGGAGGGUGUGAGUUUGUUUGUGUAUACUGUGAGAGAAGGCACAAGAUACUGCAGUUGCCCAGUAUGGAAGUCAAAAAGUGCAUUUUUCCCUUAAAGUUUGAUGUGCAUUUUAACUUUAACGUAUAAUCCAACUCUAUUAUUAUUAUUAUUAUUAUUAUCACUAUAGAAAUACAAAAUAUCCCUCAGGAAUAUGUUAGAUGUGAAGCAGACUUGUGUAGGAUAAAGAGGUAUGUCACUCUUUCAAUAGAAAAAAACCCCACAAAGUCAAAUUUAAAGACGCAUUAACAUUGCACGGGGGCCUUACAGUUACCUUAAAUGUUAUACUCACCAAACAUAAUACAGGCGGGACUGUUCACACCGCUGGUAUUGUCGCGCUUCAAAUCAAAAUGGGCGUGCAUGGUGGCGGUGCGAGAAAAAUUAUUGAUUGACAGUUCAAACUCACAACCCGGGUUCAUUGCCCCGCCCUUCCGUGGCUGCGCUGAUCGAACUGACCAAUAGCGCCCGCCUGGGGGCGGGUCCAUAUUUAUAUGAAAACCCCGCCUCCCUCCCAGAGCUAACCGAACGGAGAUUGUUUUCCUCUCUCGGGGAGAGAUUUUCACUUUGCAGCCUCACAGCUUGAAUUGUUUAUUUUAAAUCCACACGCCACUGAUAAGUUGCUUUUCGCACAUACGUCACUUUGGCAUCUUCAGGUGCAGCGGUUAACCCACAAAUAACGGAUUAUCAAAGCAUCAUUUGGGAUCUUCAGCUUGCUAUUUGGGAGAGGGGUCUCUCAGCUCUUACGAGAAUGAGUUCAUAAUGAAGCGGCGACUGGAGGAUCAGGAAACGGUUUUUGCGUCCCAGCAGCGGCGCCUCGUUGGCAACCCGGAGGCAUUCCAGCAUCGCGUCCUGGCCCCCGCUCCAGCCCCGGCUGUGUAUGAGGCCGUGUCUGACAACAUGCAGCCCACAGCAGGCGUCCAGUACUCCGUCCCCCAGGGAUACCAGGUGUCUCUGCUUUCCCAGGUUCCCACCGUGGCCCAAAACAGUGGCGGGCAUGGGCACACCCCGAACCCAGCCGUCCACGGCGGGUCCCACCACCACAGCCCGGCAGUCCAGUCACAUGGGCCCUCGGUGCUGUCAGGGCACAGCCACACAGCUGCUCCACAAGCCUCCGCACAGGGCCAGCAGUUCCAGAGGCUCAAGGUAGAAGACGCUCUGUCUUACUUGGAUCAAGUGAAACUGCAGUUUGGCAACCAGCCUCAGGUCUACAAUGACUUUCUGGACAUAAUGAAAGAGUUCAAGUCUCAAAGUAUUGACACCCCUGGGGUCAUCAGCAGAGUGUCACAGCUCUUCAAAGCUCACCCCGACCUCAUCGUGGGCUUCAAUACCUUCCUGCCACCUGGAUACAAGAUCAAGGAAAGUGUUCAAGGAUCACAAAGUCAGCCUCCCACCAGAAUGGAGCUGCUCCAUCGUGUAUGAAUGGAUUUACUAACCUUCUAGAAGGAGCAGUCUCAUUAUGUGUGUGUUUUCAUAACUGUAGUCUACAGAAGAGGGUUCAUCAAAACUACAAUCAUAGAAACAAGCAACGUUCCCGAUUUCACCAUUGUGUUGCCUUCGGAAUAGCAAAAGCAACGUUUUCAAAAGAUUUUUACUGCUCAUCUUAACGAAUCUAUUUAAUUUCUCUUAACUUUUCUUUAAGUGCAUUUAGUGUGAUUGUUUGAUAGCAAGUGAUUAAAGCAGAUGUUUACCGAACAACCCAACCUUAAGGUGAAGAGAAAAGGCAUCUCUUCCAUUACUUUCAUUAAUGGUUUAAGUAGAGCAUUAGCCACUCUUAACAGUGAUAAUUGUUCCAGUCUAUUUUCAUUUAAUUGUAUUACAGUUGCAUCUACGGAAUACCAC
Messenger RNA from Anarrhichthys ocellatus (wolf-eel), 2514 nucleotides. RefSeq names its product paired amphipathic helix protein Sin3a-like. Gene Ontology annotation, molecular function: transcription corepressor activity. Gene Ontology annotation, biological process: negative regulation of transcription by RNA polymerase II. The coding region runs from base 1435 to 2094 and encodes 219 amino acids. The record is from RefSeq and is a predicted model, not a curated record. Gene Ontology annotation, cellular component: Sin3-type complex; chromatin. The transcript has 6 exons. Lineage: Eukaryota; Metazoa; Chordata; Actinopteri; Perciformes; Anarhichadidae.